AUGUCCCUCCGCCUCACCCCCUUGCUGCGCGGCGCAGCACCCGCGCGCCUCUACUCUGCCGGCGCCAAGCUGCCCGCGGCGCCCGCGCCCGGCGCCACGGGCUCGCGCGACGUGAUCCGCGAGCAGCAGGAGCGCUGCUCCGUCCCGCUCGCUGCUGACCAGAUCUCGGAUGCGCCGCCGGAGCUGCGCCAGCGUCCCGUGCGCAUCUUCAAGCCGAGCAAGUCGAGCAACACGAGCGGCAAGAGCGGCACAGCGCACUGGCGUGUCGACUUUGACAUUCUCGAGGGCAGUGCGCGCUGGGAGAACCCGCUGAUGGGCUGGGCGAGCAGCGCCGACUACAUGCAAGCGACGUAUCUGAAGUUCAAGACCUCGGAGGACGCCGUGCACUUCUGCGAGAAGCAGAACUGGCCCUACUUCGUGCAGCAGCCACAUGCGCCGCGCAUCCCGCCCAAGUCCUACUCGGCCAACUACGACUACAGCCCGGGCAAGCUGCGUCUGCACCAGACCAAGUAG
Messenger RNA from Tilletiopsis washingtonensis, 513 nucleotides. RefSeq lists its product as hypothetical. Gene Ontology annotation, biological process: electron transport chain. The transcript is spliced from 5 exons. Lineage: Eukaryota; Fungi; Basidiomycota; Exobasidiomycetes; Entylomatales. Bases 1 to 513 code for a protein of 170 amino acids. The record is from RefSeq and is a predicted model, not a curated record.